GAGCUUGGGCAUUGAAAUGGAUCGGACCACACGUUCAGGCUCGGCUGAAAUUGGCACGCACCGGCUACGAGAAGUGCGCCCUGAAGAGGCGCUGGAUCGUGAAUGCUACGCCUUAUGACAUCUCGUUUAGCCAGUCGUACUCGUUGGCGACGAAGCGCAUCAAGCUUGACUCGUAUACCUUCGGACAGAUUUUCCACUGUGUCAGCGAGCAAGUUGUGCUUGAGAUCGAGAAGCCAGGUUCCCCUCCUGCCGUUUGGAAUCUCGAGGAAGAGACAGUAACGAUCACCGUCACGACCUCGGAUUGGAUCAGGAUGGCACCCGAGGGAGCCAUCGCCUACGAUGGGCCUUGUGUCCGAAAACACUUGGGCCCAGACAUGGGUCACAUUCGCUUGGCAGCGCUGGGGCACGGCAAGGGGAGACAGUGCUUGGUUCUUUGCUGGUCCCCUCCUCACAUCUUGCGUGGAGUGCCAAUGCUGGAACUGGCGCGUUUCUUCCGGCGGGUAGUGACACAUCCACGCCUGCGAGAUCACUGGCAGGAAGAUGAAGUGACCGACGACACAAGCUGGCAAGACGCGCGAGGGCCAGGGCCACUGAUGGCCGUCCUGACUCGAGGAUCCACGAAAGCAACGAAGAAUGCUGAGCAUGCAUCGUCCCUGCACAACAGCAGUGCGAACAUGUAUAACGCUCUGACACAUGUGGUAGUUCCUGAGUCUUCGGUCUACGACUCUUCGUAUGCUGAGAUUCACACAAAGUAUGGUGCAGCAAAUCUCUUCGUGUCGCACGUGUGGGCUGAGACCGCGCAGAAUUCCUUGGAGGCCGUGCGCCGCCUCUACCGGUUUGUUAGGGAAAAUCAGCUGAAGCCACAGCAGGUGCGAGGAUGGUUCUGCACUGUGUGCAACAACCAGAGCCGGGUGAUCGAGGAACUGGGCUCCGAGGUUCGAAAGUCUCCAUUCUACCAGGUUCUGCAAUCCAAGAGCAUCGAGCAGGUGGCGCUGGUUUCUCCUCUGAAGGCCCUGAACCGAAAGUGGUGCAACUUCGAGUUCUCGCUGGCCAUCCAUAGCGACAAGCCCGUUUGGAUGGUCACCAGCGACGGUGUGGUGCAAGCUGGUGACGUGCCACCCAAGGCCCUGCGACAGAUCGCCGAAGCUGUCCUCAGCUUCCGCUGCCAGGAGUCGAGGUGUUCAACAGCAGCGGACGAAGCAAUGAUUGAUGCAGCUGUAGCAGAAAUGGGGGGCUAUGACCGGCUGGACAGCAAGCUGAAAGCAGUCUUCCGGUCCGCUAUAGAGGUGGCACACAGUCAAUUAAGCGAGGCUUUCGAGAUGGUGAAGCUUGAGGAUACGUCAAUCGUGAGCUUGAAUCUCUGUGGUGCAGAUGAGGUGGCGAAGAUCGCCGCCUCAUAUACCUCCUCUCGAACUUUGCGCGUGUAG
Symbiodinium necroappetens is the source of this 1427-nucleotide messenger RNA. NCBI's taxonomy places the organism in Eukaryota, Dinophyceae, Suessiales, Symbiodiniaceae. The record is from the annotation of a GenBank genome assembly.